Rattus norvegicus (Norway rat) is the source of this 4793-nucleotide messenger RNA. It is a transcript of the gene Entrep2, whose product is annotated as endosomal transmembrane epsin interactor 2. The record is from RefSeq and is marked validated. Lineage: Eukaryota; Metazoa; Chordata; Mammalia; Rodentia; Muridae. Gene Ontology annotation, cellular component: membrane. The transcript has 10 exons. The coding region runs from base 215 to 1762 and encodes 515 amino acids.
AGCGCGGCCGGCGGGCCCUGCGUAGCGGCGGUGGCAUGGGCGCGGGCACCGGUGCGGGCUGCGGGCGCCCGGCUCUCCGCCCGGCCCGAGCCGCUCGCUCCGGUCGCGCGCCGCAGCCUCUGCUGCCCGCGGGGAGGCGGUCCCGGCAGCCGGCGCAACUUGCCUCGGCGCCUCGGUGAGAGGAGCGCAGAGCGGAGAGAGCUUGCGGGACGCGAUGCCUCCGGCCGGCGGCCCCCGCACACCGCGCCCGCACGCGCUGCCCCGCAGCCUGUCCCGCCUGCGCGAGUGCCCGGGCCGUUCCCGCAUCGUGCUGGCUCUCGGGGCCACGCAGAUGGCGCUCGGAUGCCUCAUCGUGGCCGUGAGCUUCGCGGCGCUGGCUCUCACCACCUCCGCCCGCGUGCGCCACUCCUGCCCUUUCUGGGCCGGCUUCUCGGUGCUGCUGUCUGGACUCAUUGGUGUUGUCUCCUGGAAGAGGCCUCUCUCGCUUGUGAUCACCUUCUUCAUGCUGCUCUCUGCAGUGUGUGUGAUGCUCAACUUGGCCGGCUCUAUCCUCUCCUGCCAGAAUGCCCAGCUUGUCAGCUCCCUCGAAGGCUGCCAGUUGAUCAAGUUUGACAGCGUGGAGGUGUGUGUGUGCUGCGAGCUGCAACACCACUCGUCCGGAUGCAGCAACCUCGGGGAGACACUGAAGCUGAACCCACUGCAGGAGAACUGCAAUGCUGUGCGGCUGACCUUGAAGGACCUCCUCUUCAGUGUCUGUGCCCUUAAUGUCCUCUCCACCAUUGUGUGCGCCUUGGCCACAGCCAUGUGUUGCAUGCAGAUGGUCUCUGCUGAUGUCCUGCAGAUGUUCUUCCCUCAGAGGUCUCACUCUGCCAACGCUGCCUGUGUGACUCCCCAUGGCACCAUUCUCCACCAGACCCUGGACUUCGACGAGUUUAUUGCCCCCCUCCCGCCCCCGCCCUACUACCCUCCAGAGUACACCUGCACACCCACAGCGGAGGCUCACAGGGGGCUCCACCUGGACUUCGCUUCCUCACCCUUCAGCACUCUGUAUGACGUCACCAUCAACAGUCCUGGCCUGCUGUACCCUGCUGAGCUGCCCCCACCAUAUGAGGCCGUGGUGGGUCAGACUCCUGCCAGCCAGGUUGCAAGUGCCGAUCACCAGGUGGUUGACUCCAGUUCUGGGGACCCAAACACUGCUGCGGACUUCAGCACCCCAGUGCCUGCCAGUAGCACGAGUCUCCCAACAUCAGAGGGGGCCACCUCACUGGGUCCAAGCCACCCAUCCCCUGAUGGCACUUUAGACACCCCACCGCCCCUUCUACCCGCUCCGGUCCCUCACCAUAUGUCUCCAGAGGCAACAAGCUUGAGCACACAGGUACAACCAAGCCCAGGGCGUGUGGCCCGCUCAGCCAGCGACCCCACCUCCUGCACAUCCAGCGAAGCAGUCUCCAUAUCACGCCCAGCCAUGGGUGCCUGUCAGCCCCAGCUCUCAUCCACUGGUGACUCAGAUGCCUGGAAAACGAACCAACGGGCCAAGCCAGAGACCUUACAGACCGUCUCCAAAGAGCGGCCACACUCUUUAGUGGAGAGCAAGGCCUAUGCAGACACCAGGGUUCUGGUGGCUAAGUUUUUGGAACACACACACUGCAGCCUCCCUACAGAGGUUCGACAUGUGGUGGGUACCAUACGGUCAACGGCCACUUCAGAGGAGCCCAGGGUGGAGGAGGCCAUCUUUGGUGCUGGCGUCCUGGACCAGCUAUGAAGCAGCUACAGGCCUGGAUGUGGACACUGAUGGGCCCAGUGCCUGCAAAGUGUGGGUCCUGCAAGAUGUCACCAUGCUUGGUAGAGAAAGGCCUUUGGCCUGCUGGACUGAGAACAUCCAGGAUAUCCAGGAGGCUCACUGGUGGACCGGGCAAGGAACUGUUACUCUUUCUCCCAUCGGUUGUCUUCCUGGGGACUGUUUGUCCCCUGUCCCACUAACUCAGAGAUGUUUCUCUCCUGCUCUUAGUGAGCUGUGGUGGCUUCAGGGGUAUAGCACCUCUUGAACUGAAGACUGUGAUGGGAAUACCAUUCCGGGGACAGGUGACACUUGUGGGACAUAAAGACACUGCCUCUGCCCCAAGUCAAGGCCUUUAACACACGAUGCCCCUCUGGACCUGGUUUGGUUCAGUGUUAAAAGAAUAUAGGGUAGCAGCGGCCGUGGAGCCAUGUGGCUGGUAUCACUCUGCAAUGAGUCCUUUAUCAGAUUCAGACCCAUUACUUCCUCUCAAAGGCAAUAGGUGAUGUUCACACCGCCCCGGACCAUCUUUUCACCCACUGGGCUGUCAUGCAAACAAAUCUACAAUGAAAGCUUUUCUACAUAACUCUUGGGAAGCAAGUACGUGUCACAAGGGCUUGAAAUGCCCACCUCCUCUGAGUCCUGGGCCUCCCCACUAGACCUCUGUCUGUGGGUUGCUAUCCCCACCUCUCCCUAGGCCCCUCCCCCACAGCCUCCCAUCCUUUAACCACAGCAAAUACUUGUUACUUGUGUCUUAACAGUAAGCUUCUCUCCUCAUCCUUGGAGGACUUCCCCUCGUAUCUGACCUCACUCACCUAAUUGUGCUGGGUAGGUCACAGUCUGGGGCUAGGGAAGCUACCAUCUGCUAUAUGUGCACCCCCGGCUAAGGCAAACCUCUCUCUCAUGACCUAGAGUUGUCCUUUUGCGGCUCAGGUGGCAGCAGGCACACCUGCAGUGAAGGAUACAAGUGGUCAGUGUCUUAUUUCUGGGAGAAUGCCAGUGGUAGACAUCCAGAAGCAAGGCAAACCCAGCUUAGGCACAACCGGGUGGCUUGGGGCAAAAUGGCCAUCCCAGACUUUCCUGGCUGUUUCAGACCUCAUUUUCGAGCAAGAUCAACAGCAACCACUUCUCAACAAUGGGUCUGGAGCAGCACUGCCUACAAGAACUUCUUGUACAAAACAGAAAUGCCCACAUCUGUUUCAUCCCCAGCAGCAGUUAUAAUCAUGGGAGGUCCCUGCAACUGUCGUGGGCCUGUGAGCCUCACUCUAGGCACAGAAGCCCUAAGUCUGUGAGUAGUGCCAGGGUGGACCAGAGGGUACCUGCCAUUGUUCGGUGCCCAGCUGGUAGGUUUAGGCAGCUCUUCUCUCCAUUUUGCCAGCCCUUGCCUGACCUUCUACUACCCUGAUCCAGUCCCCAAAUUCCCUGUAGCCAAUAUGUUGAAGGCCUCUGUGUGUUCGGAAGCAAUGGAGGUUCAGGCCACACACGGCCUCUGAAAACCCCUAGCGGCGAUCAGCUGUCCGUGCCCGAUGGCUUUACCAUUGCCAUAGGCUGUUGCCUUCCUGAGGUUAGAGAGCUGGAAAAUAUAAAUCAGGCAUCUGACAGCACCCUUGCCUCUCCCACAGGAGAAUUAAUAGAGAUGGAAUUUUUGAGCACUUUAUUCAGACCGUAAAAUCCUCUAAAUUUCCCUUGAGUGAGGGCUUUGAAAAUCCCCCCCCCCCAGAGCACAUCCCUUACAGGUGGAAUGGCUCGCCCCGAGCUUCGCAGCACGAAAUACUUUCAUGCCUGGUUGCUAGGCAUUUUCACCACCUCAAGGAUGGGGUGAAGUGAGGUAGUGGCAGGGUAGCACCUGAUUGGAGGAUCCAUGAAGCAGUGCUUAAACAUUUGUGGAUCUCAGAACAAUCUAUGACCCAAGAGAAGCCAGGACCAACCCCCAACCCAACUGACCCAGGCUCUGAGGUAUUUUCAUAGUGUGGCCAGGGUGACCAUUUUCUGGAUUGCACACAGGGCACUGUGGCCUUCGUGCUGCCUCUUUACUGCAGGCCCUCAACUAGCUAUCAUGUGGCACUUCUGACUCAAGCCGCACCUCUCCUCAGGUGCAGGCUACCCCUACUACCCGGAAGCCCUGAGUCCCAGACAUUCUCAAGGAAGUGGUGUACACACACCGUUCUAACUAGGCUGUGAGAUGGCUCCCCUAACAGACGUAUAUGCUGGAUAAAGAAACUACAGCACUUCAUGCUAUAGGGUGGGUGUUCCAUGACACGUCAAUCUUGGUUCACCUUCUCAGAGCCCUGGGUGGACCAUGAAGGCAUUAAAAUGCCCAAGAUCCAGGCUUCCAGGGAGUCAGAGGCACUGGGAACAGCCACCAGACAAUGGUCUUGCAGUUUGACUCGUCUCUCCCAGGUCCCCUAACCCUGUCUCAGUGGUGAGCGAGUAUUAGGAACCCAGGCAGGUAUGUGGGUCCCUUGUUGAAGCAAAGGCUGUCCCCCUUCCCACUGCUUGCACAUGUUUCCAUCUUGGAAGGUCUGUCCUUCUUCUUUUGCUGGUAUCUGAACUGGGCCCACUGGUAAUCAUUUGGGGGAAGACGCUCUCAUGCUCAGUUUGCCAGGUCGUGGGCCCCCAGCCAAAAAACAAAAAAAGAGUAUCUUCUAGGACAUCCUUCAACUCUGCUUGGGGGGCAGGAAGAUGCUGAUGUGAACCCAGUGUGGGCAGCAACUCUACUGUGAGGAAGGCUGGAGGCUUCACAACGAGGACUUAGGUCUCCUUCCCAGGGAGGCCCCGAUAAAAUCCCAAAUGCUUGCAACCAGCCCUGGAGUGGGAAGCUCACUGUGGAUCUUCUCCCCACCCCCAACCCCCACUCAGCUGUGUCAGUCCACAGCUGCUGCUGAAGCAGAGUUUAUAGGAAAUUGUUUUCAGGCCACCAGAGACCUGUUUGUACAACAUGAAAGGUUGUAUUUAUUUAAUGUACCUCAAGGUGUUUUAAUAAUGAUCAGUGUUUUAAUAAAAAGUAUUUCUGGUC